AUGGCUGCUCCGCUCAGCAACUCCAGCAAUGGCUCGGACGCGUGGCCCGAGGCGCUCAACUCCACGGCGGCGCGCGGCGCUCCAGGCGUCCCGGACGUCGCCCUCUUCUGCGUGACGGGCGCGCUGGCGCUGGCCGCGCUGGCAGGCGGCGUGGGCUCGCUGGCAGCGCUGCUGCCCGUGCCUCGCCGGGGCGCGCUGCCCGCGCUGGUGGCCGCCUGCUCCGUGGACGACCUUGUGGGCGCCGUGGCGGCAGGGCUCUUCCUGCGCCUGCAGUGGCCCCGCGACGCGCCCGGCCACGCGCGGCCCCUGUGCGCCGCCGCCGCGCUGCUCUACACCGGCCAGGGCCUCUCCGGGAACCUCAAGGCCGCCCUCCUGGUGGGAUAUAGCUUCGUCAGCCUGCGCCGGGCGGCGGGGACGCCGGCGGGCUGCCGGGGCCGUGGCAGGGCGCUGGGCGCGGCGCUGGGCGCGGGCGCUGCGGGCCUGGGGCUGGCCGCGCUGCCUCUGGGAGGCUGGGGCGCCUUCGAGCGCACGGCCUGGGGCUGCCGCGUGGCGGGGCCCGCCGUGCCGCCGCUCUGCGCGCUCUACGCUGCCGCCCUGGCGCUGCUCGCUGGCCUGGCCGGGCCACUCGCGCCGCCGCUCCUGUGCUCCGAGGCGCCGCCGCGAGCCCAGGCCCAGUACCGGGCGAUCGCCGGCGGCGCGUCCGUCCCGGACUCCCCUCCGCCAGGGCGCCGCGCGGCCUCUGACCCGGGGUCCCCGCUCGCGUCUCCGGGACCUGGCCCGCCCGACGGCCCCCAGGCCGGAGCCCGCGAGCGCCAGAACCCGUGGGACAGCCGGAGCUUCGAGCGCAGCGUGGCGCAGCGGCGCUUCGCCCUCAUCCUGGCGCUGACCAAAGCUGUCCUGUGGCUGCCCAUGAUGGCGCACAUGCUGGUGCAGCACGCGGCAGGGCUACGCAGCCCGGGCCUGGAGACACUCGGCUUCCUGCUAACCCUGCUGGCUGCCUCCGUGACACCACUGUUCGCGCUGUCCGGGCGCUGGGCACACCUGCCCUGCGGCUGCGCCGUCGACUGCGGACGGAACCCAUACACCUCAGCCUCAGACGGGAGGACCGCCAAGAGGAGAGGCUUCGAGUUCAGCCUGUCCUUCCAGCAGAGCUACGGCAUCUAUCGGCUAGCGCGGGACGAGGACUGCGCCCAGCACGGCCCGGCCCCGCCCGGCGCGGGCGGCCCCGGGGCUGACUCCAGAACGCACCGCCACGCCGCGGGCCGCGCGAGCCCGGCGGGGAUCAGCACCGGACCCGCGGACAGCGCCGCGCGGGAGGAGGUCAGCACCGGACCCGCGGACAGCGCCGAGCGGGAGGAAGUCAGCACCGGGCCCACGGACAGCGCCGCGCGGGAGGAGGUCAGCACCAGGCCCGCGGACAGCGCCGCGCCCGGCGGCCGCCUGGCGGACGCGCGGGAGCCCGGCAGCCGCCCGGGGCCAGGCGCGCUUCCCGACGAGGCCCAGGGAGACGGCACCCCGCGAGACGGCCCGGAGAAACGACGGUCGCCUGAGGAGAGCCAGAGGCCCGGCCUAUCCGACUGGGAGUGGAGCCGGAGCAGAUCGGAGAGGACCCCGCGGCAGCGUUCGGGCGGCAGCCUUGCCACACCCCUGUGUGCAUUCCAGGGGAUGGUGUCUCUCCAGGCACCCACCGGAAAAACCCUGUCCCUUUCUACCUAUGAGGUCAGCGCAGAAGGGCAGAAAAUAACCCCUGCCUCUAAGAAAAUAGAAGUCUAUCGAUCUAAAAGUGUUGGCCAUGAACCAAAUACCGAGGAUUCUCCUUCUACGUUUGCAGACACCAGUGUCAAAAUACACUUGGAGGUUCUUGAAAUUUGUGACAACGAUGAGGCCUUGGACACUGUGUCGAUUAUCAGCAACAUCAGCCAGUCCUCCACCCAAGUGAGAUCACCAUCGCUGCGCUACUCGCGCAAAGAAAACAGGUUUGUGUCCUGUGACUUGGGGGAAACGGCCUCCUACUCCCUCUUUUUACCUACGAGUAACCCAGAUGGGGACAUCAGCAUCUCCAUCCCAGAUACUGUGGAGGCACACAGACAGAACAGCAAGAGACAGCGUCAGGAGAAGGACGGCUACCAGGAGGAAAUCCAGCUGUUAAAUAAAGUUUACAGGAAGAAAGAGGAAGAGAGGAAGGGCAGCGAGGGGUCUGCUGGUCCAGGCGGAGCAAGAGAGGCCACGCAGCCUUGA
Molecule: messenger RNA, 2238 nt
Organism: Dipodomys spectabilis (banner-tailed kangaroo rat)
Lineage: Eukaryota; Metazoa; Chordata; Mammalia; Rodentia; Heteromyidae
Gene: Gpr149
Product: G protein-coupled receptor 149
Exons: 4
Coding region: 1-2238 (745 amino acids)
Source: RefSeq, a predicted model, not a curated record